AUGCAGUUCCUCUCCGCAUACUUGGCUCUCAUUGCCGCAACCUCCAUCGCCGCCCUCCCCCUCAACAUCAACCUUGGCGCAUACUCUCCCGCCUUGGUGGUCGGUGAUGGUGAAAUCUCAUUCGGAGGCGAGGAAAACGCAGAGGCUCUUUUGAGCACUCUCGCCGGAGCCUCAGCAGGUGUCGAAGGUGCCGCCGCAGGCCUUCAAAGAGCCGAGAAGCGUGAGGAGGACUCUCCCGUCGAGAAGCGCGACCUCGCUGGCUUCAAUGCCGCUCUCAACUUCGCUACUGGUGCCUUGAGGACCAGCCCUGGUGUCCAACUCGGUACUGGUGAGGGUGGAUCUGGUAUCGGUAUCAAGGUCGAGCCUGGAGUCGACGCCGGUGUUGCUGCCCCAGCUGCUAGACCCGCUACUCCAGCUGCACCUGCCGCCGAGAAGCGCGAUGCACCAGUUUCUGUCUAA
This is a messenger RNA of Cadophora gregata, 459 nucleotides long. RefSeq lists its product as uncharacterized. The record is from RefSeq and is a predicted model, not a curated record. The transcript is spliced from 2 exons. Lineage: Eukaryota; Fungi; Ascomycota; Leotiomycetes; Helotiales; Ploettnerulaceae. The coding region runs from base 1 to 459 and encodes 152 amino acids.